Heterocephalus glaber (naked mole-rat) is the source of this 2715-nucleotide messenger RNA. The record is from RefSeq and is a predicted model, not a curated record. NCBI's taxonomy places the organism in Eukaryota, Metazoa, Chordata, Mammalia, Rodentia, Bathyergidae.
UUUAGUUUGGAUUUUUUAAAUUGUUAAUGAGAUUGAGAAUCUUUUCUUAUGUCUGUUGGCCCUAGUAGUUCUUUCUUUGAGAACUGCGUGUCCUUUGGUCAAUGUUCUUUUAGAAAAAUAAUCUUUUUAAUAUUAAAAUACAGGUUACAUAGAAAAUUUUAAUAUUAAGAGUGCAGGGAUAGGCCCCGCCUCCGACCGCGGCCGCCGCCAGCAGGUUGUUUUCAGGAGGCGUCACCGGCCCCGAGGGUCUCCGCUGCCACCGUGACAGCGCGCCGGGGGCGGAGGCGCCCGCUUCAGACCUGAGCGAUGUCUGAGAAUUCCAGCGACAGCGACUCCUCCUGCGGCUGGAUCAUCAUCAGUCGUGAGGGCUCCGAUGCGGAGAUGGUGACACCCGUCAGGAGCGCGGACAGCUGCGAGCUGGGCCGGGAGCCGCCGGAACUGCAGUCCCAGCAGGGAGAAAGCAGCCAGGACGGCCCAUCAUUCACGGGCGAAACUGCGGGUCUCGAUCUCGCCCUUGAGACAGAGGAAGAAAAGUCACCUGAAGACAACAUCUACUGUGGAGCUGCCAGUGAUGACUCUGAUAUUGUUACCCUUGAGCCGCCUAAGUUAGAAGACGCUGGAAGCCAAGACGCUGUGACUGCAGAGGAGACGCCCGCCUCACAGGACUUCAUGGGCUCCUCUUCCAGCAGCCAGUACACAUUCUGUCAGCCGGAAGCUGUGUUUUCAUCUCAGCGUGGCCACGAUGGGUCAAGCAGUGAAGAGGCCAGCGAUCAGCCCAGUCCCGCCUUUCGCCGGCGCCGUGCUAGAAGGAAGACUGCAUUUGGCUCAGAGUCAGAGGAGCAGCCGCCUGCCGACCAGGACCCCACGCCACUCUCGGAGCUGCAGAAAUGCCAGUUCAGCGGGGGUCUCAACAAGUGUGUCGUGCUCGCCGUGGAUGGGGUGAUUGCUGUCAGCAUGGGGCUUGGACAUUUCUAUGGCACAAUUCAGAGUGAGAGACGGCAGCAGUUAGUCCCAAAGACACCUGGGAAUGAAGUGAGCGACACGGUGGGGCAUCUGGCCCGGCAUCCCCAGCAGGGGGCCCCUCCGGAGGUGAAGAUUUUGAAAGAAAGUCUCGGAAGGUGUCGACUCUUGACUGCCGCGGAGAUGUCCCUCGAAGCUCAGAGAAAGCACAGUCACCACCCGAGGGCGUCUCUGGAGAAGGGAGAGCGCACCACGGGCUCAGUCCAGGAAGAGCUGCGGAAGCUAAGGGAGCAGAUUAGAAUAUUGGAGGGGAGAGGUACAAGUGCUGAGUUGGUCAUAGAAAAUCAGAAGCUUAAGCAGCAUCUGGAGGAUGCAGAACAGAAAACACACAGGUUUCUUAAUCAAAGGGAGAUUCUGCUGGCAGAAACAAAAAUGCUAAGGAGUGAACUGGAGAGAGAACAAAAAUUAGCAGCAUCUUUACGGAUGGAAAUUGUGCACCUACAGACUGGUCAGCAGCAGGCCAAGUCAGAUUCUCCCCAAGAGCAAAAGGAAAUAGCACUGCUACAGGAAAGACUCGGUGAGCUGGAGCAGAAGCUGAACUUUGAGCAGCACCGCUUUGACUUGUGGGAAAGGCUGUAUAUUGAAGCCAAAGACCAGAAUGGAAAACCAGACACCGGAAAGCAGAGGGCGGGCAGAGGAAGCCGCAGGGCCAAGAGUAAGUCAAAGGAAACGUUUUUGGGAACAGUUAAGGAAACCUUUGAUGCCAUGAAGAAUUCUACCAAGGUGUUUGUGAGGCAUCAUAAAGAAAAAAUUAAGCAAGCUAGAGAAGCUGUGAAGGAAAAUCUUAAAAAGUUCUCAGAGUCAGUUAAAUCCACUUUCCGACAUUUUAAAGAUAUCACUAAGACUAUCUUUGAUGAAAAGGCCAAUAAAAGAUUUGGGGCUACAAAAGAAGCGGAGGCUGAAAAAAAAAAAAAAAAGCCAGUUUUCAGCGGUCAUUCACAUCCACAGCACGAGGCGCCUUCCCCAAACCAGAACCACCGCAGCCCCAGCGUGCACAGCAAUGGGAGCCGAGAACAGGGAGCUCGCUGGGCGUAGGCCGGAGGAGCCACGUUCGUCUACAGGGAUGGCGCUGCAGAUGGCUGGCAGGGAGACUGCCGCUGCCCCGGGCAGGCUGGGCAUCACGCCUUUGAAAGCGCGCAGCCAGAGCCCUUGAGCCCCUGUAACAUGGUGGUGAGUCCUUUGCUGGUAGCUGAAUUUAAGAAAGUAAUCAGAAGACCCUUACUAAAAGAACUGGGCACUUUCCAUCAUUGGGAAGAGCUUAAUGAAAUCAUCGAUCAGUGUAUCACAAAUGGGCUCACAAAUCAGAAAACCUUCGCGGACUUUGUUAAUGAUGUUAAAAAUCAUCUUAAAAGCAUGGAGGAAUACCGACUAGAUAAUGGAGUGUUUGAAAUGGAUGGAUACAUAGGGAGAUACUUUGCCGACUGUUUACACCCUCUGUUCGGACUCCGGUCGGUUUACUUAGAACCAUGUCUUUACAAUAGUUUCUGACACUUGUCUGUUGGGUAGAACUUUGUAACACAGAGAUACGCUUUAUAAUCCUGAAAGCUUAGAACAAACUGAAAGAUACAGCUUUAAAAUUACAGCUGCUUCAAAUAGAAAAUUCCAUGCAACAUCAUCACUGUUGACUUGAGGAAAUGAUUGUUUUAUCUUAAAAAUCAGUUAAGGGUAUAUAAAUCCUAUUUUCACUAUAAUUUA